CUCACUUUUGCUUUGUUUAUAUUGAUACUCUCCUUUUCCUGGCCAGGAAGUAUGAUAAAUCGAUCUCAUUGGGGUGGUUUCACGGAUGGAAGUGACAAAAAGAAGGAAAAUCAACCGAAUGAUAUAAUUUACUCAGAAAGUCGAUGCGAUCUCCUUGCAGAGCUGCAACAAAGCAGAGAAACUCAUCAGGCUCAAACGGAAAAGCUACAUUCGGAAAAUGUUAUCGUCACGCAAACAGUUGAGGUGAUAAAUCAACGUGAAAUGAUACAAACUCUCAUUGAUACUUAUGUUGACAAAUCGGGUCUCAAUUAUGUCCUCAAUCCUUGUCAGAAAAUGCCAAGAAUUGAGUUCCCACCGGGAAAUUCGGCCAAUUUGAUCAAGGAGAACAACAAUCCGUUCUGCUUCAAUCAACCGCGAGAGACAAGAUUCACUCGUGGAGAGCAAACAAAAACCUUCCCAAGAUUGGAAAGAGCUGAAGUAGAUGCAGCAAUUAGGAGAUCACUGGGAGGACUGCUAAAAGUGGCAGGAUUCACAGAGGCUCAGGAUUCAGCAAUGGUAAUGUUCGUCGAUGCUGUCGAUUAUUUCUACAAAUCUCUAAUGGAGUACAGCAAUGAGAUGAUAUCCCAAAAUCCAGACACGGAGAGGCAUCGACAUUUCGAUGUGAUGACUCUGGAAAAAGCCUACAUGGCCAUGAGUGGAAGAUCUCUAACAACACUCCACAAUUACUACAAGGACAACGUGAUUGGGAGGAACAGGAUUGAGAUUAAGGACUUCAAGAAUAUCUCUCAGGAAUACAAUAAAUUCAUGCAGGAGAGUCAGAAUAUGCAUAAAUCCAGUUCAUCGAUCAAGGAGGAGGAUUAUUUGGCCUUUAUGGACUUUUCCGUGGCUUCCAGGGCAGAUUCUUCCGUCCAGGAGAACCCACAAUCGAACAUUCAGUCGGAAAGUGGAGAUUUGAGUGGCUUCAGGGAUAUCUUUGAGGGAGAUCUCCUGUCUACGGGCACUACGGAUGGUAGCAGUAGUUCACAGCAGGGACUCGAGCCGGGCCUGGGUUAGAAUCCGUGAGAAUAAACUAUGGUAAUUAUUUCAAAUU
Messenger RNA from Phlebotomus papatasi, 1090 nucleotides. RefSeq lists its product as uncharacterized. The record is from RefSeq and is a predicted model, not a curated record. The transcript is spliced from 3 exons. NCBI's taxonomy places the organism in Eukaryota, Metazoa, Arthropoda, Insecta, Diptera, Psychodidae. Gene Ontology annotation, molecular function: transcription coactivator activity. Bases 52 to 1053 code for a protein of 333 amino acids. Gene Ontology annotation, cellular component: SAGA complex.